Messenger RNA from Saccharomyces kudriavzevii IFO 1802, 309 nucleotides. RefSeq names its product high-mobility group nucleosome-binding protein (gene NHP6B). Bases 1 to 309 code for a protein of 102 amino acids. The transcript has a single exon. NCBI's taxonomy places the organism in Eukaryota, Fungi, Ascomycota, Saccharomycetes, Saccharomycetales, Saccharomycetaceae. The record is from RefSeq and is a predicted model, not a curated record.
AUGGCCGCAACUAAGGAACCAAAACAACCAAAGCAAACAAAGGAACCAAAGAAAAGAACCACCAGGAGAAAGAAGGAUCCCAACGCCCCAAAGAGAGGUUUGUCGGCCUACAUGUUCUUCGCCAACGAAAAUAGAGAUAUCGUCCGUUCUGAGAACCCUGACGUAACCUUUGGCCAAGUGGGCAGAAUAUUGGGUGAAAAAUGGAAGGCUCUAACCGCGGAGGAUAAGCAACCUUACGAAUCCAAGGCUCAAGCUGACAAGAAGAGAUAUGAGUCCGAAAAGGAAUUGUAUAAUGCUACACGCGCCUGA